This is a messenger RNA of Sorghum bicolor (sorghum), 924 nucleotides long. RefSeq names its product protein MHF1 homolog. The record is from RefSeq and is a predicted model, not a curated record. Bases 109 to 618 code for a protein of 169 amino acids. Gene Ontology annotation, biological process: resolution of meiotic recombination intermediates; replication fork processing. Lineage: Eukaryota; Viridiplantae; Streptophyta; Magnoliopsida; Poales; Poaceae. Gene Ontology annotation, molecular function: chromatin binding; protein heterodimerization activity. The transcript is spliced from 4 exons. Gene Ontology annotation, cellular component: Fanconi anaemia nuclear complex; FANCM-MHF complex.
AAUCGCUGCCUGCCUGCUUGCCGUCGCUCGCCCCAACGGCAAACCCCCCGCUCCGGCCGCCAUUGCUGGCUUGCUGCUGCUCGUGGAAGCUCCGCCCGUCGCUGGGCCAUGGACCCGGACCCGAACCUGGACAUGGACAUGGAGAUGGAUAUGGAGAUGCUGGCCGACGACGCCGACGCGGCGGUCGCCGGCGACAGUGGCGGCGAGGGAGAGGCCGAGCGCAACGAGGCCGCCGAGGCCGAGGCUGAGGCCGAGCGAUACGAGGCCGCCGAGGCCGAGGCCGACAUCCUCCGCGACCGUUUCCGCCUCGCCGUCAUCAGCAUCGCCACCGCCGAAGGAAAGAAGGCCGGAAUGACGGUCGCCGACCCUGUUGUUGCCUGCGUCGCCGAUUUGGCGUUCAAGAGCGCAGAGCAGCUAGCAAAGGAUGCAGAGUUGUUUGCACAGCAUGCCGGUCGCAAAUCUGUCAGGAUGGAUGAUGUGAUACUCACAGCUCACAGGAAUGAGCAUCUUAUGGGCCUGUUGCGGACCUUCUCUCAGGAGCUGAAGGGAAAGGAGCCUGCCAGUGAGAGGAAGAGAAAGAAACCUUCGAAGAAGGAUGAGAGGGUGAUCGACGUCUGAUUGCAGAUAUCUGUGAUCUUGUUUAGCGAGGAAAGGCAUGCAGUGUUCUAUCUGGCGAGGUCCUCCUGACUUGUACAGCUUCCUUGUGUACCUUGUGUCCAUGCUAUAUUCCAUGCCAUUUUGCAGAACUGGCUUAUUCUACAAACUGUUUCAUCCUACUAGUCAGUUAAUGGCAUUGGCACUUGAGAGCUUGGCUUCUCAACUGAACAAGUGGGCCUUCUCAACUGCACUUAGCAUUUGUAGUGAGUCCAGGAGCUGUCCAAGUGGACAGGAAACAAGAGAUCGCGGGCAGCUUCUCUCUUGUCA